CAAACCCGAAUUCCAAUUUCGGACCGACCCAUUUAUUCGACGCUCUUUCUCCGUAGUCGACUUGUUUUGAACGUUUCUCAUCAAGUCAAACGCUGUCUCUUUCGAAAUAUUUAUAUAAUUCCCUCCUUUCUUUCUUUCAUAGAAGGGAGAAAACUGUUUGUGGAACUGAAACGUGAUCACAUCUUCAAUUUUGGUAUACUUUUGGUAGUUGACUCCACGAUUAAUGAGUACCCAGACUUCGAACGGGUGAAGAUUUGAGGAAUGAAAAUGGGUUGUUGUAGUGAAACUGAAGAUGAAUUUUUGGAUGCCCACGAAGUGUUUGUUUCAUCGUCUGACUCAGGUUCUGAAUGCGAUGAUUGUUCUACUUCUGGGUUUGGAUACGAUUCUUGGGUUGGUAAUCUUGAUAGUGUCGAUGAACGUCGUAAUCGGUUUAUGAGAUCCAUGGGUUUGAGUUCUAAACGACUCGUAAGAGAUGAAGAAAACAAACACGAAAACGAUGGUUUUUAUCAAGAUUUAGAUGAAACAGAAAAAAAUCCCGAGCCUGUUUCGCAACAAAAUUUGGAUCUUGAAGAUGGUUUUUUGAUUAGGCAGCCUUCGUUAUCUUGUUGGUCGAAUAUGGCUAUCCAAUUAGGAUCAUCUGGUUCUUUAAAAGAGAAUCUUGGUGGCAAUACUCGAAACCCGAAUGAAUCAAGUGAAGAUAGAUCAAUCAAGAAAUCAUUCGACUUCAGUACAGAUAUGUUAACGGAGUUUAUGGCAAAAUUCCGUUCAUCUUCUCAGCGUUCAUCAUCGCGAAGAGAAAGCGAGAACAGUAGUUUGUUGGAUAGGAGAAAGAAAGGGAAGAAGGGUUGGCUUCAGAAGCUACACAUUAUGGCUCGAACAACGGAUCACCAAGCGGAAUCAUCUAACUCAAAUGAUGUUGCUUGUACUCGUGCGGUUCAUGUACAUGCAAACAAAAAGAAAUCCAAAGAAUUAUCAUCCGUUUACACCACACAAGACUUUCCGGCACAUAACGGCUCCAUUUCCGUACUUAAGUUUAGUCACGAUGGCAGAUACUUGGCAAGUGCCGGUGAUGAUGGUAUUGUGCGAAUUUGGGAGAUUUCCGAACAGGAUCAUGAUCCAAGAAACUGUGAGAUUCAAGAAAACGAUCCUUCGAAACGCUACUUUUCAACAAACCAUCUCUCUGAAUUAGCUCCGAUCAAAGUGGACAAAGAAAAAACCCGAAAGAUUAUGAGGAAAUCAUCAGAAGUGGCGUGUGUUAUUCUACCACCAAAAGUCUUUAGGAUCUUGGAGAAACCUGUGCAUGAGUUCCAUGGUCAUGGUGGCGAGAUCUUGUCCCUGGCUUGGUCUACAAAAGGGUAUCUUCUAUCGUCAUCCGUUGAUAAAACUGUUCGAAUGUGGAAAGUCGGACACGAUGAAUGCCUCAAAGUUUUUACCCAUAACAACUACGUGACGUGUGUAGAAUUCAAUCCGAUGGAUGAAAACCAUUUCAUUAGCGGCUCCAUUGACGGAAAAGUACGCAUUUGGGAAGUUCGCGGUUGUCAGGUUGUUGAUUGGAUUGAUAUCCGAGAAAUCGUGACUGCUGUCUGUUAUUAUACAAACGGAAAGGGAUGCAUUGUGGGAACUCUAGAUGGCAACUGCAGUUUCUAUGAUAUCAUAGAUAAACGGUUGCACCUGGAUACCAACAUAUGUGUGAUGAGUAAAAAGAAGUGGCCAAGACGAAUAACUGGAUUUCAGUUCUGCCCUACCGACUCGAGGAAGGUUAUCGUUUCAUCUGCUGAUUCACAAGUCAGAGUUCUUUGUGGAGUCAAUGUUGUUGGCAAAUUUAAAGGAAACCGAAGUUCGGGAAGCCAGUUAUCGGCAACCUUCACCGCAGACGGAAAACACAUCGUGUCAACCGGUGACGACUCGAAUAUAUACAUCUGGAACCACAUUAGUUCCGAUAAGCUCUACACAAAAGCCAAAAGCAACUUAUCGUGUGAGAGUUUCUUCUCCGAAAACACUUCAGUCGCCGUAACAUGGCGUGGCAUCAAAACCAUAGCAGCGGCAUUUCCGUCCCCGAGAUCAACCAACAUCAACACCACUCUUCCAAGAAGCACGAUAAAGUCACCCAGAAUGCCAUCACUAAACGUAAACCGCAGUUUUUUGUUGAGGAGUCCUCCGACACAUCCGGCAGAAACGCUUCCAGAUGCGACUCAAGUUUGCGUUUCGCCCUCGAUGCGCAAGUCCGAGUAUAAGUUUUUGAGAAGCGCGUAUCGGAGCACGUUCGUUGCUCCGCAUACGUGGGGUCUCGUGAUCAUCGCUGCGGGUUUGGAUGGUCGGAUUAGAACGUACGUCAAUUACGGGUUACCGGUCCGACUGUGAAACCGGAGAGUUUCGACCUUCGCUUAUACUAUUCAGCAAUAUACUAGUAUAUAUAUAAUAUACUCAUACAAAAUUUGUUUUCCCCUGUAGUUGCCUUAAAUCAAGUAUCUUGGCAAGUAUAUAAGCUUUACAUAUUUUUUUCAAUUGUAAUUAUUAUGAUU
Messenger RNA from Cynara cardunculus var. scolymus (artichoke), 2522 nucleotides. RefSeq lists its product as uncharacterized. Gene Ontology annotation, molecular function: protein binding. The transcript has 8 exons. NCBI's taxonomy places the organism in Eukaryota, Viridiplantae, Streptophyta, Magnoliopsida, Asterales, Asteraceae. The record is from RefSeq and is a predicted model, not a curated record. The coding region runs from base 262 to 2361 and encodes 699 amino acids.